CCCACUGAAUCAGGAAGGAUACCUGGAAAUGAAUUUACAGUGCCAGCAUGAGUUGCUUCUGAGGUAGGCGUGUUCCGAUAGGCAUUCUUGUUUUCUUUUGUUGUAUACUGCUGUUGUCGGCUAAUGAAUUUAUUAAGCAGAGAGCGUUGGAGGAGUUUAGGACUCUCCAAGAUGGGUGACUGUUGCAUGUCAGGUGAAGACAGAGAAAGCGCUAGAAUUCAUCAAGAAAUUGAGAGGCAGCUUAAAAUGGACAAGAAAGAUGCAUCCAGACAGCUAAAACUCUUACUUUUAGGAACAGGGGAAAGUGGGAAGAGCACCUUCAUCAAGCAAAUGAGAAUCAUUCAUGGCAAAGGCUACACAGAUGACGACAAAAGGGCCUAUGCCAAACUGGUGUUCCAGAAUGUCUUUACUGCCAUUCAAAACCUGAUCCAAGCAAUGGAGAACCUAAAAAUCCCUUUUGCUGAUGCCAAAAAUACAGUGAAUGCAGCAAUGCUUAAAAGAGCAACAGCAAGCGAAAUGGACUCAAUUAAUUCUGAAUAUACUGAAGCCAUAAAGAGCAUUUGGAGAGACGUUGGCCUGCAGAAAUGCUACGAACGUCGGAGAGAGUUCCAACUUUCAGACUCUGCCAAAUAUUACCUGGAUGACAUUGACAGAAUCUCUUCAGCAUUGUAUUUACCCAGUUUGCAGGAUAUCCUCCGAGUCCGAAUACCAACCACAGGCAUCAUCGAGUAUGUCUUUGACCUCAAGACAGUCAUAUUCAGAAUGGUUGAUGUUGGAGGCCAAAAGUCAGAGAGAAGAAAGUGGAUCCAUUGUUUUGAAAAUGUUACUUCCAUUAUCUAUCUGGUGGCUCUGAGCGAAUACGAUCAGGUCUUAUAUGAGUGUGAGAAUGAGAACCGUAUGGAAGAAAGUAAGGCGCUCUUUAAAACCAUCAUCUCCUACCCCUGGUUUCAUCAGUCCUCCAUCAUACUCUUCCUUAAUAAGACGGACCUCCUGAAGGAGAAAAUCGCAACUUCGCACCUUGAAGACUAUUUUCCAGAAUAUCAAGGCCCUAAAAAUGAUGCAGAUGCAGCGAUGGACUUCAUCCUGGAAAUGUAUAAUCAACAGAACGCAGACGCGCAAAAACGCAUAUAUGCACACUUUACUUGUGCAACCGACACAGAGAAUAUAAAACGUGUGUUUCGAUCAGUAAAGGACACCAUUCUACAAAACAACCUUGGGGAUUUUAGCUUGCGUUAGAUCAUGGCCUGUAUACUUUCAUCUCUGAGUCAGUAAAAAUUGCUCAAUGAGCCACUUCUGAGUCAUCCAUGUCUGUGCAUUCUGUGAAUUUAGCAUGUGUCCUAUAAUUAACUUUUCUUAAAUUAUUAUUUUUUGUUAUGUUUGUUUGCUGGAACUGAUUUUUGGUUGGGGAUUUUUAACUUGAGAGUAUUUUUAAAAUCCUUUUAAACAUACUAAACUAGAUAUAUCAAGAAUUAGAUAAUAAAUGAAAGAUAAUAAAUGGGUUAGAUAAUAAAUGAAACAUGGUAAUAAGGGGGCUUCACGUCAGGGUCAUCCACCCCAAUCGUAUUAUUUGAAACAAUUGUGGUCCACAUGUAGCCAUAUUCCAUUAUCACCCAAUACUCAAUGUGACUAAACAGAUAUACAGUACUGUGCAAAAGUCUUAGGCCACCAUGCUAUCAUUAGGUUGUUUUUGCAAUUGUAUAGUGAUCAUAAAUCAUUAUUCCCAUGUCUCUUUAUAAGAAUACAGCCAGAAAAUACAGGACAUGUAUGUAGUAUUAAAAACAGUAUAAAAGUAUAAGCUGAAGUGUCAAGUAUUUAGGGUCAACUCCCCUUUCACUUGAGCAAUAGCAGGCAGCUGGAGGAUCUCUUAAACCUAAAUGAAAUUAAAUCCUAAUUUCUAAUUCUAAUCGAAUGACUUCAGGACUUCAGUCUCCUCAAAAAAGCUCAAGAUUUGUUUCGUGCCAAGAGUGCCACACUAAAUUCUGACUGAUGCCCGAAGAAGACAUUUAGUUCUGAAAAUUGUUUUGUUUUUAAUUUUUGUGUACAUAUUUCCUGUAUUUUCUUUUUGUAUCUUAAAAAAUAGUGAAAAAUAAAUAUGGAUGGACAUUAAAACUUUGCUAAAACAACAAAGGUGGUGAUGGUGGCCUACGACUUUUGCACAGUACUGUACAUUGAAUCUAUGCAAAUUACAUGUAGUCACAUGUAACUAUUUUCUUUGCAACUCAAAUACAAUACCCGACAUUAACACAGCUGCAGGACAAAUAUCCCAACACUGCUGGUCUAAACCUUUAUAUGUACAUACUGUGACACUGAUACCUCUGAUCGCAGCAUAUUUGAGGAUGCUGAACUUCUUUGAUCUGCUGCUAUUUCUAAUGUGCUAUAAAGUUGUUGUAUUAAACAUGCUAUUGCUCUAAAUGUCGCAUAUGGUGUACUUUUGCAUUAGAAAUUACUAGCUAUUAUUUUUAUUGCUCUACAGUAGUUUGUGUGGUAAAAGCUGUCCUACACAUUAGCACAAAUAAUGUGUGUUUCAUCUUGUUUUGCCAGAUGGUUGUGUUUGUAACAGGGAAGUAAUAACUGAGUAUGUAAACAGUUCUUGAACUGUAAUGAGUGUAUAUAUAUGAUCCUGCACUCUAAGAAAGGAUGUGUUCAUUUUUUACACAUUGUUUUGUGUUAUCCUAUUUAACACAUUAUGUGUC
Molecule: messenger RNA, 2693 nt
Organism: Misgurnus anguillicaudatus (oriental weatherfish)
Lineage: Eukaryota; Metazoa; Chordata; Actinopteri; Cypriniformes; Cobitidae
Product: guanine nucleotide-binding protein subunit alpha-14
Biological process (GO): phospholipase C-activating dopamine receptor signaling pathway; adenylate cyclase-modulating G protein-coupled receptor signaling pathway
Cellular component (GO): cytoplasm; heterotrimeric G-protein complex
Molecular function (GO): G protein-coupled receptor binding; GTPase activity; guanyl nucleotide binding
Source: RefSeq, a predicted model, not a curated record